AGAUCUCUAUAUGAAAGCAAGAAUUGCUGUUAAAGGUUUUGUGGCAGAAGGUUCAGCGUAUGAGACUGAAAAAGAAACUGGGAGGGGAAAACGAAAAAAAGUACAAAAAAAGCUUUUUUCAGACUCUGAUUCUGAUGAAGACAUUACGAAGCAUAACAAGAAGUCAAUUCCAUUACCGCCAAGUGUUCCUUUUAAAUGCAAACAAGUCAAAGAAAAUAAAUUGAAAAAAGCAGAACGCGAACUUAGUUCGAUGGUUUCCUCUUCUCCUUUGAAAGUUUUAAAAAAUAAUGUUAAGAAGCUGAAAACACAAAAGAUAAACAAUGAUAAGACUGAUAGUUAUACUAUGUCAAUUGCACAAAAAUCUGAUUUUAGCGAAAAUAGCAGACCGUCUUGUUCAAAUAAAUUACAAUCACCUAAAAAAACAACUAUAGAAAAACGUUAUAUCUUCUAUUAA
Molecule: messenger RNA, 454 nt
Organism: Cyphomyrmex costatus
Lineage: Eukaryota; Metazoa; Arthropoda; Insecta; Hymenoptera; Formicidae
Exons: 3
Coding region: 11-454 (147 amino acids)
Source: RefSeq, a predicted model, not a curated record